Messenger RNA from Cicer arietinum (chickpea), 1656 nucleotides. RefSeq lists its product as uncharacterized. The record is from RefSeq and is a predicted model, not a curated record. NCBI's taxonomy places the organism in Eukaryota, Viridiplantae, Streptophyta, Magnoliopsida, Fabales, Fabaceae.
CAGUGAUUCAGCCAAGACUAUGAAACAUAGUUGAGAGAGGAAUCAAAGAACUCGUGCUCACUCCAGUGGUUGGUUGAGCAUAAGCCGAAGAAGAAGAAGAAGAAGAAGUGUUGUUGUUCCAAAUCAGAAUAGCGAUGAGAAGAAACAAUUCAAAUUAUUGCAAUUAUCGGAACCCAUGUAUAACUAUGCAUCAACCUUGGGCUUCUCUCCUCGUUUACGGAAUCAAGCGUAUCGAGGGAAGGUCAUGGCCCGCUCCCAUCACAGGUCGUCUUUGGAUUCAUGCUGCUGGUAAAGUCCCAGAUGAGUCUACUAUAAAAGCAAUGGAAUAUUUCUACAAGGAAAUUUAUGCACUCAAUGGCAUUACUGAUAUCAAUUUUCCUCAUCACUACCCUGUUUCUAGGCUUUUAGGCUGCGUUGAAGUGGUUGGUUGCUUAACUCGUGAUGAGUUAUCGUGUUGGGAGAUGGUUCCUGAAGGGGUAAGGCUGGAAGCACUAACUGAUUAUUGUUGGUUGUGUGAACGGCCACAGAAAUUGUUGAUUCCAUUUGAGAUGCGAGGUUACCAAGGCGUUUAUAACUUGGAAAGAAAGAUUUAUGAUGCUGCAGUUAGAGGGCUGUCCCCAGUUAAUUGCCCGUUGCCAGUGAAAUUUCCGCUUCCAGAUCCAUCUGACCCGCUUUCCCUGAAGCCAGGUUGUGUCUCUGCAAUUAAUCGUAACUUCAAAGCAAAUGAAGUGGACAAGUCGUCAAGUAUAAUUCUAGCCAUAGCUGGGGCACGCGCGGCAGCUACUCAGUUCUCAAAGAAGGAUUAUAAUACCCAAAGCACUAAUCGAAACAACAAACCUGACCAAAUUCAUGCUAAUCAUGACGAGACACAAGUUGGUAGACCCUAUCAUUUACAACCACAUCGCACGACUAUGGAAAAGGAGAGCAUACCAUGCACUGAAGUAAAUGGGAAAUUUGAUGAUGGCGACCUCUCGUCAGAUCAUGAAGUAAAAGGCAGUAGUAAAAUGAAUGAGGGAAGUAGUUCGCACCAUCAGUUACCUCGUGCUGACAGGAGACAAUAUUUUCAGUCCUCUAAAAAGGGGGUUCUGGUAUAUAGAGAGAAGAUCAGUGGUGACAAGUCUGAGGAAAGCAGUAAGCACCAUCAAUCUUCUGCUGCAGAAGCAGAUUUGAGACAGCAUCCUCAGCCAUAUCCAAGAUUUUUGCCACGGCGAUGAAAAACUUGAAGUAGUGAUCAUGGAAGGAGUCAGACGUCUGAGCCUGAUUGUGAAUUUGUAACCUACUGAAUGGAUCAUUACUUUUUAGGCUGAAAUAAAGCUUGGAAGUGGAUGCUUGCUUGAAUCAUCCGGAUGCUUGCUUGAAUCGUUCGGAUGCUUGAGUCCAUAAACUAUACUAAUUUUAUUUCAUUUCUUGGUGUCUGAGUGACAGAGCUCAGGUUCUUGUAUCAUAGAGUAGUAGAAGUCUAGAAGAUUGUGGCAUGUGGAUAAUGUGGUAGUGGAUUUAAUUCAUCCAUGUAAACAAUAAACAAACUUGAAUAAUGUUAGGCUCGAAUCUUUGAUAGCCUGUGUAUGGAAAACAUGUUCGCUUCUCCAUAUCCAUAUUCACGAUGUAAGAUUCUUUUAAUAUUUCUUUUUCUUUAUUGACAUUUUUUUAUCAAAA